Messenger RNA from Exophiala oligosperma, 1674 nucleotides. RefSeq lists its product as uncharacterized. The transcript has a single exon. The record is from RefSeq and is a predicted model, not a curated record. Bases 61 to 1674 code for a protein of 537 amino acids. Lineage: Eukaryota; Fungi; Ascomycota; Eurotiomycetes; Chaetothyriales; Herpotrichiellaceae. Gene Ontology annotation, biological process: lipid metabolic process. Gene Ontology annotation, molecular function: triacylglycerol lipase activity.
CCUUACUCUGCAGCAAUGAUCAUAAACCAAGAAUAAUGCGAGACCGCACGUUGGCUCAUCAUGAACGGCAUACUCAGGUGCUUUGGAGAGCUCUGGACACUUCUGAGGUACUGUGUCCUGAGGCUACUGCUCGAACCUUGGAUCAAGCCACGAACAACACCAGAGGCAAAUACGGCAACCACGUAUGAUGUCUGGUACUCCUGGCAAUAUGCAUAUGAUGCGGUGCACGGAGUCGACGAUUGGGCCAACGUUGAUCGCGAUUCAAGCUAUGACUGGAAAAUUGUUCGGAGUCUGAGAAAGGAUCUUGAAAGAUGUCGACGACUCGGCGACGAUCGUGGUCUCUGCAGUCAGUUGAGAACUCAGAGUUCUCGCAACAUGGGUCGCAUACUUUCGCCCGCUUUGUAUCUCAGAUCUCAGGUACAGACCAAGCGACUCAUCCACGACUACAUUCUGGAAGUGAGGCAUUGCAUUGCCCACAUUGCCAACCAGACGUCAACUGGCAAUGUCAGCACCCUGGUCUCGGCACAGGAGAAGCGACAAGUCCUCAGCGACAUGAGGACCGCUCUUGGUCGGACGAGUCUGGUCUUGCAAGGCGGUGCGAUGAUCAGCAUGUGCCAUUUUGGCGUUGUCAGCGCCUUGUACCAGCAAAAGCUGCUUCCUCAGAUCAUAAUCGGCACGAGCACUGGGGCCCUGGUUGCAGCUCUCAUCGGUGCCACCACCAACGAAAACCUUCCUACCGUCCUCGAUAGCAUGCACAUCAACUUGGACUCUUUUGUUCGGGCCGAAUUACGUCAGUCUAAUGGUCACUUCACUUCUUGGCCGGGCUCAUCGUUUCUGGCAACAGCUAUGAGACGUUACAGAAGAUAUCGCACGACAAAGCACCUGUUCGACAUCAACGUUCUUAGAGACUGUGCUCGAGAUAAUCUCGGCGAUAUCACGUUCGAAGAAGCGUAUGCGAAGACUGGCCGGAUAUUGAAUAUCACAAUAGCCAUGUCAGAAGUGGCGGGGACCCCUCAGCUCCUCAACUACAUCACGGCCCCUCACGUUCUGUUGUGGUCUGCGGUUACAGCAUCCAUUGCGACAUCGAAGGACAUGUAUGCUCCCGUGCACCUUCUUUGCAAGAGCGAUACUGGUGCCAUCAGGACGCAUUUCGCCGCCGACUUCUCCGAGAGAGGAUGCACCAGACAAGGAACCGCACACCCAGAAGCACCGUUGACGCGGAUUGGAGAAUUGUUCAAUGUCAACCACUUCAUCGUUUCGCAGACGAGACCCUAUGUCGCUCCAUUCGUUCAAAUCCAAAAGUUCGCCGACCAUCAUCAGCCACUGGGAAAGCUGGUGCGUGUGUACAUGGACGAACUUCUGCAUUGUCUUGAAGUUCUAAACAGCUUCGGCCUCCUCCCGACUUGGCUACAACGGGUGUUGGUUGACGAGGUCGUGCCGAGCUUCGCGUCCUGGUCAAAGAUCUCCAUCACGCCGGGCCUCAAGCUGUGGGAUCUCUUCAGCAUAUUCGAUAAUCCUAGUGCAGAAAUGCUUCAAGCUUGGAGUGCUCGGGGCGAGAAAUGCACAUGGCCAUAUAUCUGCGAGCUCAAGUGUCGCUGCGACAUCGAGCUGGAGCUGGACGCGGCAUACGCAAAGGUGCGCCGACGCUCGACGAUACCAACGGCACCGGCGUGA